UUAUAUCUCGUUGCAUCAUCUCUUGGUAAUGCAUCUUUGUAUUGGCGUGGUCCGGCUCUGGGAAUGAUAAUUCCUGUGUUUAGGUCCCUACUAAUUGUAUGUAACGCUGUUUGAAUUAUUCCACAUUAUUUCCACCAGUACUUUUAACUUUUGAUAAUGCCAACUGCUGCAUCUUAACCUGCUUCUUCCCCUUGUUAGUUUGCCAUUUGUGUAAGUCUUUAACAUUGCUAAAAUAGGAGAGGCAGUAUAUGAAUGAAGAAUAGGCAUUGGACAAGAGAUGUAUGCCUCCGGUGUAAUUAUGAUAAGGUUUUAAACAUUACUUUCAAUCCUAGGUGCUAACUUGAUGUUUUUGCUUUUAUAUUCUGCAUUUUCACUGAGAUACCAAUACUUUUAUGGUGAGGUUUAUGAUAAAUUAGUGUCAUCGAGCAGCUGAUGUGACAAAAAAUAGAGAAGGUGCAGGGCAUUGCACAUCCAGUAAGGAACAUGAAUCACUUUUUCAAGAUAAAGUAGAACCAUGUCCACUAAGUUGUUCUAUCUUCUAUGUGGAGAGUUCAAACAAUUGAAUACAGAGGAGACUGAAGCUUGCUCGAGGCUUUUGAGUAUGCGUCCUUUUGUUACAGAAAAUUCGAAGCUCUUAUAUGUUCUUAAGGGUGAAGUUGAGUGGUGUAAAACGUGGACCAGAAUUAUCCAUGGCAGACAAAUACAAACACUGGUGAUUGCUAUACUUGCUACUGUGGUGGGGAGCCAAGCCAUCAUCACUGGAACCUUUUCACAACUCUCUUUACACUUCUGUCCUAAAACAAAAUUACUUAUUGGAUCUGUUCGGUUAUAUAUACUAACUAGAAUGUCUUCAAUUCUGGAACUUUUGUCCAGUUGGUAUACAAUUUCUGCCCAAUUUAUUUUAAGAAUAUGUUGUUGUUGUUACUAAUUA
Messenger RNA from Lycium ferocissimum, 931 nucleotides. RefSeq lists its product as uncharacterized. Bases 515 to 928 code for a protein of 137 amino acids. Gene Ontology annotation, cellular component: membrane. The record is from RefSeq and is a predicted model, not a curated record. Gene Ontology annotation, biological process: potassium ion transmembrane transport. Gene Ontology annotation, molecular function: potassium ion transmembrane transporter activity. NCBI's taxonomy places the organism in Eukaryota, Viridiplantae, Streptophyta, Magnoliopsida, Solanales, Solanaceae. The transcript is spliced from 3 exons.